Messenger RNA from Anoplopoma fimbria (sablefish), 2785 nucleotides. RefSeq names its product mitochondrial translational initiation factor 3 (gene mtif3). Gene Ontology annotation, molecular function: translation initiation factor activity; ribosome binding. Bases 215 to 1111 code for a protein of 298 amino acids. Gene Ontology annotation, biological process: mitochondrial translational initiation; ribosome disassembly. Lineage: Eukaryota; Metazoa; Chordata; Actinopteri; Perciformes; Anoplopomatidae. The record is from RefSeq and is a predicted model, not a curated record. Gene Ontology annotation, cellular component: mitochondrion. The transcript has 5 exons.
UCAAAGGAAAUGAAGAAGACCAUGGCGGAAGAAGAGGCAACAGUCAGUCUGCAAUAUGAAUAAACGACAUUGACCUAAAGUGAGUAAACAACACAACAACAGAAGACAAUUGGAUAACAAGCACAAGGCAUUUACUGCAAGGCAUUUUUAUGAAGCAAAAAUGUUUGCUGGUCAGUUCGGCAUGACGUCGCGGAGGAACAUUUAAUUCAAUGAUAUGUCUGCAGGUUGUGCAAGAUGGAUACUGAGCCGUACAGCAAGGGCCGUGUGUGGUGGCAGCCAAGGCUAUUUGACACCAGGAUCAAGAUUUCCGAUACCCUGUGAAAGAUCUAACAUCAUUGCUUCCUCCUGGAGAUGGUCUCCAUUCUCCACAGCUGUAGAAGAUACAGAACAGACUCCUGCACCGAAGAAGAAAAACAAGCAUGAUCCCAAAGCUCAUGCCACAAUCAACGCUGUCGGCCGUAAGAUCCCGCACCGUGAGAUACAGGUGAUAAGUGAGACAGGCGAGAACCUGGGCACCAUGCACCGUGCAGAUGUGAUCAGAAUCCUGGACCAGCAGGGCCUCAAGUUGGUGCUGCUCAGUGAACGUAAAGAUCCCCCCACCUACCGGCUGAUGAGCGGCAAACAGAUCCACGAAGAGCAGCUGAAACUGCGGGAGAAACAGAAAGCAAAAGCAGCCCCCUUGCAGGUGAAGGAGCUCACCUUUUCAUCCGGCAUCGGGGCUCACGACCUGUCAACCAAGAUGAAACAAGUGGAGAGUUGGCUGGAGAAGAAGAACCAUGUUAGACUUACUCUGCGAUCAGGACGCGGGAGACCUGCAGACAACCUGGACACAACUCUGGAGCAGAUAGUGCAACAAAUGGAGGUGAUGGUCGGAUUUGUUUCCAAGCCAAAAACCAUACGUGACGGUCAUGCAGCCAUGUGCAUCCUCCGACCGCCUUCAGCGAAGGAACUGUCACAAAAUAAGAAGAAUAAGGACGAAGCUUCUCAGGAUGACGACUCAACUUCAAGAUCCACUGAGAGCGAAACACCCAUCCCUCCUGCUGCUGGCGACACAGACGCAACAGAAGGAUCUAUACAGCAGGGAUCUGAUGGAAAUAAAACAUUCUCAUAAAAACUGGCAGAAGUCUGUGCCUAAAUGUCACAGUUUGGUGUAAAUUCCUUCAUUGGGCUCCAUUUGUUGUGUAUAGUGUGAAGUAUUUAAUAAAGCUUGGUAUAUAAUAAUGAUGCAUCCAGCGAAAUGGAAUAACCAUCAGCCCUCUGAAAGUGCCACAUGUUGUUCAAGAGCAGAGUGAAGUUUUAAAUGCACAGCGCUCCAUGUUUGCAUACUACAUUCACUUCUAAUAGAUCUGCACUUGAAAAUAUCACAUCCAAUCAUCAGCUAUAUGGCCAGCUAGUUUUAUAGUUGGCUUUUACUUUCAUAUCACAGGCUAUUGUCACCUAAAGACUGAACUUUAUUAGGAGAAGUGCAGGUCACCAUUCGCAGGUUUCAUUCAUAAAAACAUACACCGAAGGGUUGCCCUCUCCACUAAAAAAAACACUAUCUUGUAGUGAUGUACUUAUGAGGACACUGUUCAGACUUCCAUAGAUUCCUAAUAAGCUUAUUAACCAUAUUUAGAAUUGUUACAUGCCAUUCUUACCCUAUUUCCAUAGCCUUAAAACACAAAUGGGUGAUAAUUAAAGGAAAUAACAAUAUAGAGUAGACUCUAUGAGGGAAGCAACCACUCCCAUCAAGAUGGAAAUGUUUUGACCUAAUGUAUAAGGUAACUAAUAUCAUUUCCUUCAGCCAUCUGAUCCAAAUUGAGGUCAACUAUGCCUUAGAAGCAUGUUUUACGUGAGGAAAUUGACGGCUUAAUUCUAUGAUGCAGUAUGUGUCUCUAAUCACUCAGCCUUUUCCCUUUUAAAAGGUGCAGUGUGUAGGAUUUGUCGGCAUCUAGCGGUGAGGUUGCAGAUUGAGAAAAAUGGGCGUGUAGUAAAACUACAGAGGAAACCCGCAGAAGCCUUAUUUAGAGCCAGUGUUUGGUUUGUCCCUUCGGGCUACUGUAGAAACAAGUCUGCCGGCUCAUUCUAAGGUAACAACAUCACAACGGUGCUUUAUUUCAGGUUAUGAUUAUACACUAAAGGAAACAUAAUUAAUAUUAUAUUCUCAUUUCUGCCAAUAGAUCUCCCUAAAUGCUACACACUGGCCCUUUAAUUUGUCCCGUCUGUUAAUGUGGCCUGCAUGGAUCAAAUGUUUUUGAUUAGUCGGGGCUUGAGUCUUAACAUUUGACAUUGAGAACAGACUUUUGUACCCAAAAUGUGAUAAACACACGGCUGUUUUGCUUUUUACCCACAAACAAACACUGAUGAACAGGUGGACAGCACAGGACAUGUGGAUUUCAUUGAUUUUUGUUCACCUACUUGUGACCAUUUUAGACUUGCUAAAGGAUAAUGAUUGUAGAUCAUCAGUAAUUAGCCUGAUGAUGAUUUUCACAGUAGUAUAUCAGAUAGUAUGUCAGAAUUGCGUGAAGGAUGUCAUCGCUGUUGAAGUAAAAAAAAAAAAUGUUUUAUAUGGGAUGAAGGUAUCAAACCAACACAAACUCAUAUCUUUCUCUGCUUUAUUUGAGAUUCAUCCUUAUGUUUUUGGUAAAAAAAAAGUUAAAUAAAAGCAAGUUUUGGCAUACAGAUACAUUCGUUUCUCACAGAUAAGUGUGUUUUCUUGACUGGUGUGCCAGUUCCACACUUUAUCAACACCUUUCUUUAACUGCGGAGAUAUACUGUCUUGGAUUUUUUUUUUUUUUUUUUUUUU